Molecule: messenger RNA, 870 nt
Organism: Penicillium salamii
Lineage: Eukaryota; Fungi; Ascomycota; Eurotiomycetes; Eurotiales; Aspergillaceae
Source: the annotation of a GenBank genome assembly
AUGUCGUUCCAAUGGCCAUAUCAGUUCAUUACACUGUCUGAAGAGGACAAAGUGCAGCGCCGGGCGUUACUCGACCUUCGGGGUCAAUAUGCGCAAUGGUCCAUCAUCUUCGCGAUCUUGAUCGUCAAAACCAUGAAAACUUCCACUACUUUCAGCUCGGGCAAUCGGCCAAAGCGAUCCUCAAGCAUUUGGGAUCGACCACUUUUCCCUGGAUGGGCCGAGACUCGAGGACAGUAUCUGGCCUGCGGACUCUGGCUGUCGUGGCUAGUCGCUCUCUCCGCAUGGAAUAGUGGUAAUGACUACCUCCAUCUAACAAAAGCCAUUGGUCAAGUCGGCCUGUCUCAACUACCACUACAAGUAUUGAUGUCUCCAAUGGCCUAUAUUUCAUCAAAGCCCACGACCUCCUCUGUUCUUUCUAUCGUAACCGGCAUCUCUCAGCCAACGUUGACCCCUUAUCAUCGUCUCUUCGGCCGGGUAGUCAUCUCACCUCUCUUGCUGGCUCACGCUGCUCUUUACACGCUCUUCUUCGUGCAGUCUAGUCACCCAGAAUUUGGCACCCUGCUUGCUAAGCGAGUUCAAGACUUGGAUGUUCAAUGUGGCAUUGCUGCCAUCCUAACAGUCGUGCUUCUCUUCUUCUUCGCGCGCCCCCGGGGAACUGCUCAAAGCGGACUGCAAUCUUGGUUGAUGCAGGGCUCGUUACAAGAGCGCCGGCGCAUGUUCUACUUUGGCCAUGUGUCUUUGGUGAUCUUUUUGUGUGUUGUGGCUUAUACGCAUGUCCAGCAAGCGCAGAGGUUUAUCAUCCAGAGUUUAGGGGCCUCGUUGCUCAAUGGGGUUUGUUCCUGGGUCAUUCUGAAAUUUGUUGAAGUAUGA